Messenger RNA from Corylus avellana, 1480 nucleotides. Lineage: Eukaryota; Viridiplantae; Streptophyta; Magnoliopsida; Fagales; Betulaceae. The record is from RefSeq and is a predicted model, not a curated record.
UACAGCCCUCACUGGUGAGUCGCUGAGUGCUUGGGUACUUGUUACACCACCGAUACAAGACUUCUCUUCGGUACGGCAUAGUUGGUAAAUUCAGGGGAUGAUGAAUUGUUACUAGUUGCACAAUGGCAUAAAUGGGAUCCUUGGAAUUUUUUCUUGCCUCCUUUUUACCGAAAUAGCCUUUAGAUUCAUUACAUUAUUCUCUCAAAUCUCAGUUCCUGUAAAAACAGGAAAUAUGAAGAAAAUUGCCGUUGAUUGGACGCAACUCCCGCGAGAACUCCUGGAACCAAUCUCGAAGAAACUCACCGUUUACAGAGAUUAUGUUCGAUGCCGAGCCGUAUGUCUCAUGUGGCGUCGAUCAAUUCCAAGGGUCCCGCACCACCUCCCUACACAACUCCCAUGGCUCAUACUUCCGCGUUCCAGAUCCCAACCACGAUGCCAGCUCCGCUUUUACGACCUUUCUACCGAUAAGACUCACCAUUUCGAGCUCCCAGAAGCUUCAAAUUCUGAGCUUCGCAUCUGCUCCUCCAAUGGCUGGCUCGUCAUCCUCGAAGAUUCGCCAGUCAUCACUCUUCUCAACCCUCUCACUCGGGCCAAAUUCUACCUCCCUCCCCUUACCUCCUUCCCCAACGUUCUGAGCUUCGACUACUCCAAAUGUAAUGAGUACGUGAUCGAAGACGUGUCUCGUGAUGUCUUUUCUACCUACUGGCAAAGUUUGAGGGAAAUGCGCGACGAGUUUAUCAAGAAAAUUGUUCUCUCCUCGUACCCACUGAACAACAAUUUUGUUGCGCUUGCGAUUCUCAAUGAUGUCGGUUUGUUGGCAUACUAUAAGAAUGGCGAUCUAUCUUGGAAAUUCUUGCCUGCGGUUGACAUUUUAUUUUGUGAUGCUACAUAUUACAAGGGACAAUUUUAUGCUGUGGGCGAUGACGGAACACUCGCGGUUUGUGAUAUAAACGGCGAGUCAUCGACUGUUUCGGAUAAUAUCAGUCCACGGGCAAAAGAUUUUGAAUGCCAUAAGGUAUAUUUGGUGAAUUCAGAGGACAAGGAGUUGUUAAUGGUUGUACGCCAUUUGAAUGAUAAUUUUGAUGGUAGUUAUGAAACGUUGCGGUUUGAUGUUUUCAAACUGAAUUGGAGUGAGCCCAGUUGGGAAAGAGUCGAGAAUUUGGGUGACCGGUUGUUAUUCAUUGGUGGAAAUUCAUCUGUGGCGUUGUCUGGUUAUGAUGUUCGAAGCUGUUUACAGAAUCUCCGUUAUUUGUCUCCGUGUGAUGAUUAUGGACAAUGUUUAGGGAAUUGUAUUUAUUUCACGGAUGAUCUUUGUCAAUGCCACUGUACUGCUAACGAAUUCAGUUGCUAUGAUGUGGGUGAUAGAGGCAUCUUCAAGUUAUGGGAUGAAAGCAUUAUCCCGUUACCAUGUCGCGAAGAAGGUUCAUAUGCACCUUGGAUUGCACUUAGUCCAUGCUAAAGUUGAAUCCUGUCGCUUAGA